AUGCCAGGCUGGGUGGGCCGCGGCUACGAAGAUUACCGGAGAGCCGGCCCGCCCCCGGUACCUCUAGCCGUGUCCUGCGUGAUGCGCUUCGACAAGGCCGCUAGUCCAUCGCCCCCCGGCCAGGCCGUGAGCCCCACGGUGCCACGGGGGCUCCACGGGGCUGUGAGCCCCACGGCGUCCCCACCCCCGGUUCCGGCCCCGCUCGCAGCCAAGGGCUCGCCGUCUUGCCGCGUGAGCGCGGGCUUUGUGGAGGAAGCGGCAUCAGCUGGCGCUGCGCGCUGCGUGCACUGCCGGGCUCUAUUCUGUAGGGGCUCAGACGGGCGUGGGGGACACUGCCCCGAGGCUCCAGACCCUGGGGGCCGUCUGGUGCGCCGCCUCAGCUGCCUCUGGUGCGCCGAGAGCCUUCUUUACCACUGCCUGUCGGACGCCGAGGGAGACUUCUCAGACCCGUGUGCCUGCGAGCCGGGCCACCCGAGGCCAGUUGCACGCUGGGCAGCCCUGGCCGCGCUGUCCCUGGCGGUGCCCUGCCUCUGCUGCUACCCGCCCUUGCGUGCCUGCCACUGGGCCGCUGUGCGCUGUAGCUGCCCCGGCUGUGGAGGUCAACACGAGGCCGCCCGGUGA
Messenger RNA from Gracilinanus agilis (Agile Gracile Mouse Opossum), 621 nucleotides. RefSeq names its product sprouty related EVH1 domain containing 3 (gene SPRED3). Gene Ontology annotation, molecular function: protein kinase binding. Lineage: Eukaryota; Metazoa; Chordata; Mammalia; Didelphimorphia; Didelphidae. The coding region runs from base 1 to 621 and encodes 206 amino acids. Gene Ontology annotation, cellular component: membrane. The transcript has a single exon. The record is from RefSeq and is a predicted model, not a curated record. Gene Ontology annotation, biological process: negative regulation of MAPK cascade; multicellular organism development.